UUUCGUCGACCCUUCUCCCUUUUUCCUUCAUCGUCAUUCCUCAGAGGCUCAAACCCUACCCCCCCCCCCCCCCCCCCAUUCACACCUUCAUUCCCUAUCUCUCUCUCAUUAGAAAAAUGGCAGAUGCUGCUCUGAGCAUGAGUUUGGACGAUCUCAUUAAGAAAAAUAAGAGGUCCGGAGGAGGUAAUUCUCGCGGCAGAGGUCGUGGAUCGGCACCCGGACCAGCUCGACGUAUCCCCAAUCGCUCCGCUAACCGAUCCGCCCCUUACGCAACUGCCAAGGCACCGGACUCAGCUUGGAAUCACGAUAUGUUCGCGACGGAUCAGCCUAUGGCGUUUGACGGGCACAUCGUCGGUGGUGCUCGAGCCUCUUCGAUAGAGACCGGCACUAAGCUUUAUGUCUCAAAUCUAGAAUAUGGCGUCUCUAACGAAGAUAUUAAGGAACUCUUUUCAGAAGUUGGUGACCUGAAACGCUAUGGAAUCCAUUAUGAUAGGAGUGGGAGAUCAAAGGGAACAGCAGAAGUUGUUUACUCGCGCCGACAAGAUGCUUUAGCAGCUGUUAAAAGAUAUAACAAUGUUCAGCUUGAUGGAAAACCAAUGAAGAUAGAGAUUGUUGGCACAAACAUUGUCACUGCUCCUCCAUCUACCGUUGGUUCUGUUGGAAAUUCUAACGGAAUUCCCCGUAGUGGACAAGGAAGAGGUGGAGGUUUUGGAAGGUUGCGUGGAGGUAGGGGAAGAGGGCGUGGAUUUCAAGCAGGUCGAGGGCGAGGAAGAGACCGUGGAGAAAAGGUGUCUGCAGAUGAUCUUGAUGCUGAUUUAGAGAAGUACCAUGCUGAAGCUAUGCAGACAAAUUGAUAGGAGAUUCCAUAUCAUUGUUUCUCCAGACUCUGUGACUAUACUGUGAACCUAUGCGUGAUGGUUUCAUGGGUCUUUUGUAUUUUUAGCAAUGUUUGGCUCUUUUAUGAUUACAAGGAAGUACUAAUAGGGAGACUUGUACCUCUGAUGUUUGGGGCUUGAGAUUUGUGACAUAUUGUUGCUCUUCAAUUUGGUAUUGCGUUGGAUGGAUUUAUGCAAUGUACUGAGUUCCUUAGUUUUUU
Ipomoea nil (Japanese morning glory) is the source of this 1096-nucleotide messenger RNA. Its product is annotated as THO complex subunit 4A-like. Gene Ontology annotation, biological process: mRNA export from nucleus. The transcript has 5 exons. The record is from RefSeq and is a predicted model, not a curated record. The coding region runs from base 117 to 854 and encodes 245 amino acids. Gene Ontology annotation, molecular function: mRNA binding. NCBI's taxonomy places the organism in Eukaryota, Viridiplantae, Streptophyta, Magnoliopsida, Solanales, Convolvulaceae. Gene Ontology annotation, cellular component: nucleus.